Lachnellula hyalina is the source of this 351-nucleotide messenger RNA. RefSeq lists its product as uncharacterized. The transcript is spliced from 2 exons. The record is from RefSeq and is a predicted model, not a curated record. NCBI's taxonomy places the organism in Eukaryota, Fungi, Ascomycota, Leotiomycetes, Helotiales, Lachnaceae. Bases 1 to 351 code for a protein of 116 amino acids.
AUGGCAUCAAAUCGAUGGCGUCGAGAAUCAGAGAUUCUUGUACUUUCAUAUCUCAACCUCAACAUCGAUGCAUUCCGAAAUGAAGCCACUCGUCAAGAAUCCAUACAAGCUGCAGCCGCGCAUUUGACGGAGAAGAUGGAGAUGGAAUACGACGCUGGUCACAUAUCAAAGAAAUUGGGUCGGCUUUGGAACAGGUACGGACCUUUGGAGAGCGAGACUAUGAACAUAUUGAUAAGGGAGGAUAAGAAAAAAGCUGGGCUACUCGAAGAAGUUGGGGCAAGAGCCAGAGCGAUUAGAUCCGCUAGAAAGCAGGUCACGCCCAAUGCCGUGUUUAAUUCAAGCAAGAGCUAA